This is a messenger RNA of Sphaeramia orbicularis (orbiculate cardinalfish), 4245 nucleotides long. RefSeq names its product ecotropic viral integration site 5b (gene evi5b). The transcript is spliced from 19 exons. NCBI's taxonomy places the organism in Eukaryota, Metazoa, Chordata, Actinopteri, Kurtiformes, Apogonidae. The coding region runs from base 1 to 2439 and encodes 812 amino acids. Gene Ontology annotation, biological process: regulation of GTPase activity. The record is from RefSeq and is a predicted model, not a curated record. Gene Ontology annotation, molecular function: small GTPase binding; GTPase activator activity.
AUGGCUAGCCAGGUGGCCACGCCCACAUCCCUGCAGACCACUGCUACCUCCUCCUCUACGUCUCUGUCCUCACCUGGCCUGUCGCCAUCCUCGCCGGUGCAGCUUAGUCCUGAUGAUGUGGAGCUGCUCGCCAAGCUGGAGGAGCAGAACAGGUUGCUGGAGACAGACAGCAAGUCACUACGCUCCAUGAAUGGCUCCAGGCGGAACAGUGGCUCCUCCCUGGUAUCCAGCUCAUCUGCCUCCUCCAACCUCUCGCACCUGGAGGAGGACACGUGGAUCCUCUGGGGGCGCAUCGUAAAUGAGUGGGAGGAGGUGCGCAAGAAGAAAGAGAAGCAGCUUAAGGAUCUUGUCAGAAAAGGGAUUCCUCACCACUUUCGGGCAAUCGUGUGGCAGCUGUUAUGCAAUGCUCAGAAUAUGCCCAUCAAGGACCAGUACUCAGAGCUGCUAAAGAUGACGUCUCCAUGCGAGAAGCUGAUUCGCAGAGACAUUGCCCGUACCUACCCUGAACAUGAAUUCUUCAAGGAGAAAGACAGUUUAGGGCAAGAAGUGCUCUUCAAUGUCAUGAAGGCAUAUUCUCUGGUGGAUCGUGAGGUUGGAUAUUGUCAAGGCAGUGCAUUCAUCGUAGGACUGCUACUCAUGCAGAUGCCAGAAGAGGAGGCUUUCUGUGUGUUUGUGAAGUUAAUGCAAGACUACAGAUUACGAGAACUCUUCAAACCCAGCAUGGCUGAGCUGGGCCUCUGCAUGUACCAGUUUGAGUGUAUGAUCCAGGAGCAUCUUCCAGAGCUGCACAUGCAUUUUCAGGCUCAAAGCUUUCACACCUCCAUGUACGCCUCCUCCUGGUUCCUCACCAUCUUUCUCACAUCUUUCCCUCUGCCUGUUGCUACAAGGAUCUUCGAUAUCUUCAUGUGUGAGGGUCUGGAAAUAGUUUUCCGAGUGGGACUGGCCAUCCUCCAGAUGAACCAGACUGAACUCAUCCAGCUUGACAUGGAGGGCAUGUUACAGCACUUUCAGAAGGUCAUCCCACACCAGCUCGACAGUGGACCAGACAAGGUCAUCCAGGCUGCUUAUCAAGUCAAGUACAAUGCCAAGAAGAUGAAAAAGUUGGAGAAGGAAUACACUACAAUCAAAACAAAAGAGAUGGAGGAGCAAGUGGAGAUAAAGAGGCUACGGACAGAGAACAGACUCCUGAAGCAAAGGAUAGACACAUUAGAGAAAGAAAGUGCUUCCUUGGCAGAUAGAUUGAUCCAGGGACAAGUGACUCGAGCACAAGAGGCCGAGGAGAACUACCUGGUCAAGCGGGAGCUAGCCACAGUCAAACAGCAGAGCGAGGAUGCCAGUGCUCAGCUGGAGCAGGCCAAGAAAACCAUCAGCCAGCUCCAGCAGCAGCAACAGCAGCCACAAGCGAAGGGAGUCCCUCGGUACUCGGAGGAGUCAGUCCUGCAGCUGGAGCGAGAACUCGUGCAGGCCAGACUGAAGGAGGCCGAGUCCCAGUGUGCUCUCAAGGAGAUGCAAGACAAGAUCUUGGAAAUGGAGAAGAGGAACUCAUCUCUGCCAGAUGACACCAAUGUGGCACGUCUUCAGGAGGAGCUGAUAGGGGUAAAACUGAGGGAGGCAGAGGCUCUGACCGGCCUCAAAGAACAAAGACAACAAGUCAGAGACCUGGAAGAUCACUGGCAGCGUCACCUGGCACGGACCACUGGUCGCUGGAAGGACGGCCCGAAGAAGAAUACGCUGAGUGAGCUGCAGGAUGAGCUGAUGAGUGUGAGGCUGCGAGAGGCUGAAGCUCAGGCAGAGCUGCGAGAGACGCGGCAGAGAAUGCUGGAGCUGGAGACACAGAAUCAGAUUCACAGCAACCAGUUGCGGCGGGCAGAGCAGGAGAGUCGCUGCCUGAAUGAGCGUGUGCAGACCCUGACGACGCAAAAUAAAGAUCUGAAUGUGCAACUGCAAGAGAUCAAACGCAGACAGGCUGAAAUUGAAUGCAAGAGUAAGGAGGAAGUAAUGGCAGUGAGGUUGAGAGAAGCUGACAACAUAGCUGCUAUGGCUGAACUCCAGCAACAGAUCUCAGAGCUUGAGAUUCAGAAAGAAGAAGGAAAGGUCCAAGGCCAGCUGAACCACACCGACUCCAGCCAAUAUAUCCGUGACCUCAAAGACCAAAUCGCAGAGCUAAAACAUGAGAUUUGCUGCUUAAAAGGGCAGAGGGGCAUGGCCAAUCAGCCCACUUUUGAUGGGAUCCAUGUCAUCAAUCACUAUGUGGGGGAUGAUGAGUCUUACCACUCUUCAGAUGAAGAUGGAGUCAAGGACCAGACCCAGCCGAGGAGCGGUGGCGGCCGGAUCAGAUUACGGCCUAACCUCGCAGACACCGACAGCGACGAGGAGGAGGACGGGGAGGCCCUGCGGCUCUCUGUACCCCCCAGCAGCCAUAAGUCCACCACCGUGUGACGGCCUGAGUCGGGACCGGACAGAGGCUGUGAGCACACACUGAGGAAGAGGAAAGUGUUUGGAGCAGCCGUUUCAGAGGACAAGUCUGGAUCUGGAGUUUGGAAUUUCAGAAUGGAAAUGCAUCAUCAUUUCAUAUCAUGAGAAUCACACUUACGGAUGUAGUUUUUCAUUUUGUUUACCUUCAGUUUGUAGUUUUCGUGUCUUCUCUGAGGGCUGUCUGUGUGAGCAUCCGUCUGGACCUCAGCAGAGAAUCUGUCUGAAAUCAUGAGGAGCGAAUCAAACUCUACUGGGCCACAGAGACCAGACGAGGAGGGGAGGGGGCGUCACUCCUCUGCACCCCCCCUCCAGCUAGGUACAACACAGACAAAGAGACUGUGCAAUAAAACAUUUGACGCUAUAUUACACACUUCAUCCAACAUGUUUUUAUACUUUUAAACCAUUUUAUAACUGAAGAUCUUGAUGCCGUUACUACAAAGUGUCCAUCACACAGAGGCAGGAUUGUAUGAGUGGUGUGUGUUUGUGUGUGUGUGUGUGUGUGUAUAUAAAUAUAUAUCUGUUGUCUUGAUGAGCUUUGUCAGAGCCUGGUAUCAAACAUGCUUGUAUCAGCCGGCACUUCUUACUAUUAUUAAUAUUAUUAUGACUUAUUGGCCUUAGCACAUGUCACAUGUGAGUGGGACAUGUGUGUACCUGUAGAUAUGUACAUGUGUAUUAUGUUUUUUCAAUUCCUUUUGAACUUGAAACUAUGUAUCUAUUGCAUAUUGGAUAUUUAGAAUUUAUUGUACAAAUCAGAAAAAAGGGACAUACGUAAGUUCAGAAGGGUAAUACAAAUGACAAAUCCUGCUUUUGACACAUGAGAUGAGUUCCUGUUCGACAAACAAACAAAAGAACCGGUCAAUUCAAGUGUGUGAGGAGACGGCUUUACUCUAACUACUGUCACUGUGUUCAGAGGUCAUUGAAAGCAUCCUGACUGUACUUUCACAAUGAGCCUGGCAGAAAAGUCAAUGCUGCACAUACGAAGUACUCCGUAUUAAUACGUCAAACAUGAGUAAUGGCUUUCAUACGCUGUGUGUAUCACAGUUUUGCACAGAAGUGGAUGACAGUUGUGGGAAACUUUAACUGUGACAUAACGCUGAGAUAACACAGUACACAAUUUUCUAAGUGUUACAAAAGUACGCACUAUACUCUGCAUCGUGCUCAUCUACAGUCCAAUCCCACUCCAUUUCAGGCACUCAGACGUAUGAAACUGUGUCUGAAUUAGAGCUGCAACUAUUCACUGACUAGUUUUCUUUUAAUUUCCAAAUAUUUUGAUAAUCAGUUAAUUGGUUUGAGUAAUUUCAGUCAAAAUUAUCUGAUCCCAGCUUUUAAAACGUGUUUAAUUCUCAGUUUCUCUCCUCCUCAAUAACAGUAAGUGCUAAUUUUCAGACAUUUCUAGACCGACCAACUGAUUAACAGAGAAAAUAAUCCACAGGGUGAAAAUGAAAAGAAUUGUUAGUUGCAGCCCUAACCUGAAUGUGUAUCGAACACUAACCCCUGUAUUCAGUGAAUAAGUGGCUGUGAAUGCAGCAGUGUUGCUUGUCAUGUCCAAGCAGAAAGGAUUGUGACGUUUGGUUAAGUGAUGAUAAAGUCCAUUUGAUGAACAGAAGUCCUGUGGUAUUGGAUGGGAGAGGAACGCGUUAUGGCACUUUUCUUCAAGUCUGCAGUGCAGUUAAGGACACACAUGGCAACACUAUGGAGCAUCAGCUGGAGACGAAAUGAGAUUGUGUGUAUGAGAGAGAUGAGUUCACAAUAAAAUGUUUGAUAAACUCU